AUGAAGUUCGCUACUGUACUUGGUCUCUUGUCAUUGGCAACUGCCGUAACCGCAAAGCACUACUGCUUCGGCGGCUGCGUCAAGUGCUACUGCGGCGACAUCCACUGUAAUCACAACGCGUACAAGUCCGACGACCCCAACAACAAGCAAGGCAACUGCGAUCAGCCUGGCGGAUUCCAUCUCGGAUGCGGUUAUAACUCGAGCGGAAAGUGCAAAUAA
This is a messenger RNA of Colletotrichum paranaense, 219 nucleotides long. RefSeq lists its product as uncharacterized. The transcript has 2 exons. Bases 1 to 219 code for a protein of 72 amino acids. Lineage: Eukaryota; Fungi; Ascomycota; Sordariomycetes; Glomerellales; Glomerellaceae. The record is from RefSeq and is a predicted model, not a curated record.